Molecule: messenger RNA, 471 nt
Organism: Fusarium fujikuroi IMI 58289
Lineage: Eukaryota; Fungi; Ascomycota; Sordariomycetes; Hypocreales; Nectriaceae
Exons: 2
Coding region: 1-471 (156 amino acids)
Source: RefSeq, a predicted model, not a curated record
AUGACGUCGCAGCCAGCUACUCCUAGCGCCAUCGCAGUCUCCAGAGAGGAUGUGAACGGCGACACAGUUAAUCACCUUCGCCAGCGCUUGCAUGAGGCCGAACACACCAUCACCGGGCUUAAAGCGACGCAAGAUUUCGUUGUGGCCCAGAAUGCGGAGCUCAAGAAAGAAAACAACCAGUUGCGGGAAAACAUGGCCGUACUUCGAUGCCAAAACUCACGGGCUGGUAACUCUAGCAAUGAAGCCAUUCCAGUCGGCAGCGUAACAAUGAGCCCAGACGACUUGAAGAAACUCCAGGGCAUUCUCCAGGAAGUGAAACGACACGGCAGCGAGCUUCAUCAAAAAGCAGGAGAACUUCGCGACUCUGUGCUUCUCAAACAAGAGGAUUUCAGUCGAAAGCGACGACGCACAGAUUCAGACACCGACAGAAAUGAAGAAGAAAACCCUGCAAUGCAAUUUGUCAAAUCGUGA